Messenger RNA from Plenodomus lingam JN3, 2241 nucleotides. RefSeq lists its product as uncharacterized. Gene Ontology annotation, molecular function: DNA-binding transcription factor activity, RNA polymerase II-specific; zinc ion binding; DNA binding. NCBI's taxonomy places the organism in Eukaryota, Fungi, Ascomycota, Dothideomycetes, Pleosporales, Leptosphaeriaceae. Gene Ontology annotation, cellular component: nucleus. The record is from RefSeq and is a predicted model, not a curated record. Gene Ontology annotation, biological process: DNA-templated transcription.
AUGACGACUGCCGUAGCCAUGCCCUCGAUGCACCAGCACCGCCCCCCCUCUGUUCCCAUUGCCCUCGCUCCCGCCCCUGCCCGCAAGAUCCAGAACCUCUCUCCUGGCAAGGAGAACAGAGUCACCGGCAAGCCCACCUCCAACAACGGCCCCGUCUCCAAUAUCCGCUCGCGCAGGGAGCGCCCUUGUGACGCCUGCCGGAGAAGAAAGAGUCGGUGUGUGAUACACGAAGGUGCUGCCCUGUGUGUCUUGUGCGAGUUUCACAAGCAGGACUGCACCUUUGUACAAAGUCCUCUGCCAAGAAAGCGAAAGGUCGUCGUCGACGCCGACAAGAAGGACUCGCCCAAUGCUACGAAGAAGAGGUCGGUUGACACAGAGCCUCCACCACUAGCGCUAUCAACAGCAAAGAUCGCUGCGACCACCGCAUCAAGCCCUCCACCAUUACCACCCCCACCUCCAUCACAGCUGGCCCGGCUGACCAACGUUGACCUUCCGCAACUGGGUGAGACUUUAGGUCUACAACGCCGGCAACAUAGUCGGUACAUCGGGCUGAGUUCUCCAUUCGACUCGUUGCUGAUUGGCCUAUCCCAAUUCGAUACCCGCAACGAAUCCGCCUUUGAUCUGGGUACCCUUCGACGCGUGAACGACCAUGAAUGUUUCAUUAUGCUACCCGACGAAAACACACAAGACUAUGCUGGCGAAGCCGACGCACUGAAUCUUGUCGAGCAACUUGUGCAUCCGCAUGGCCCUGCUCUUUUGGAUCUCUACUUCCAGGUCGUUCAUCCUAGCUUCCCCAUCAUUCAGAAACACCUCUUCGUCGAACGCUAUCGCAAUGGUGAUCGAUCCUUUUCACCGGCCCUCUUGGCCGGCAUGUACAUACUAGCUCUGAAUUGGUGGUCCCUGAACCCUAAGCUCGCGAGCUACUCGAAGCCUGAUGCAGCUCGGCUAGAAGCCAUCGCGAUGAAGGCCUUGACCAUGGCCAUGGAGCGACCGAAGCUGUCGACCGUCCAGGCUGGUUUGCUGCUGCUGCAGAGACCAGAGGCCGACUCGUGGAGUCUAACGACGCAAUUGGUGGCGAUUGGACAAGAACUGGGCCUGCAUCUCGAUUGCACGUCGUGGUCGGUGCCACUGUGGGAACGUGGGCUACGCAAGCGAAUUGCAUGGGCGCUCUACAUGCAAGACAAAUGGAGCUCGCUGAUUCACGGUCGGCCGUCACACAUUUUCAAUGCCAACUGGGCCGUCAAGCCAAUCACCGAGGACGACUUCAACGAACAAGGGGACGGGUACGACACAAAACACGAAGAGACGGAAGACGAGCGGGAAGAGAGUGACAGGGGUCGGAUCCUCUUUGCACAAAUGAUUAGCCUGACGCAGAUCAUGGCCGAAGUCAUGGACACCUUUUACACGCAAACAGCCAUUCACGACUUUGCCAAUGCGGGCAAGAAGUCUACCGAGUUGAUCCUCGCACGCGCCAAGCCGGUGCAAAUCAAACUUCGUCAGUGGCACGAGAAGCUGCCUGCGGACGUCAAGAUGCAAGCGCCAGCCAAGGGCAAGCUCACCUCGACAGGUUACCUCCAUCUUGCCUACUUUGCCACGGAAAUCACUCUCCACCGCCGCAUCGUCCAGUCUCUGGACGCGGCGAACCCCGACUCAUACGGCCUCUUCAUGUGCCGUAAUGCGGCAAAGACACGACUGAUAUCCGCCAUGGACUUUGUCAACCGGCUCAAACCCGAGCACCUCCAAGCCUUUUGGUACUUUGCCUCCAAGGUAAACUUCACCCUCAUCGGCACCUUUGGCUCCCUCCUGUGGGCCACGGCCCCAGCCAAGGAAGAAGCAGAAUUCUACAAGCUCCGGCUGCGCGAAUACCGCUGGACCCUCUCCGUCUCGUCCAAGCGCGCAGACUUUCUCGAGUAUGCCGUCUCCAUGCUCGAUGCGAGCCGGGCCAUGCUCAACAAUCUGGCCGAGAAGCCCAGCCUGGCUGAGCAGAUUAGCAAUGCGGGUGUGCCGCCGGCAGCGCCUCCACGACAGUACUCGUCGUUUUCGUCGUCGCACAUGGCGCAGCAGCAGCAGCAGCACGAGUUUGCGCGGUAUGACUGCGAAGAUGUCGACAUGGAUGACGACAAUGAUCUCCAGCGCAUGUCGUCUGGCGAGAGCUUCGAGGGCUUCAACGAUGGAUCGCAAUAUGGCAGCCAACCACCGAGCCGGCCACACACGGCCGGUAACUCCCCCCACUCAGGCUGA